Alosa sapidissima (American shad) is the source of this 6533-nucleotide messenger RNA. RefSeq names its product PDLIM1 interacting kinase 1 like (gene pdik1l). The transcript has 3 exons. Gene Ontology annotation, molecular function: protein serine/threonine kinase activity; ATP binding. Gene Ontology annotation, biological process: autophagy; positive regulation of autophagy; autophagosome organization. Gene Ontology annotation, cellular component: autophagosome; cytoplasm. The record is from RefSeq and is a predicted model, not a curated record. Lineage: Eukaryota; Metazoa; Chordata; Actinopteri; Clupeiformes; Clupeidae. Bases 507 to 1535 code for a protein of 342 amino acids.
AGGCAGAGCGCUCUUCUUCAAUGGGAGAGGCUUCAAGUGACAUGCACUGUAAUGACGGCAGAGUGGGUGGGAGCUCACGGGGAAAAAAUGCUACUGCUGUGGCGUGCUGCGGCGAGUUUGGCGACACCAUUUUCGUUUUCCAAAGCCAAAGCACUGUUUUGAAGACACCCCAAAAGACCGAAGGGAGGGGGCAGUGUUUCCCACAUUUGAGACACCGCUCUGCUCGCCUCACAUCUGUGUUGUUUGCAGCGGGAGCCAGAAGCGUGCGCACGCCGAGGUGAAAGGGAAAUCUCCGAUCUGAUCCGUGAGAAGAGGUCACCAAGCGCACAAAUUGACGGGCCGUCGCUGCGCGAGAGCGUGUGGAAUAGUAGUGUGGAUAAUGGCUGCCAGACUCCGUGAUACAGACACUAAAUGAAGAAGGGGUGUGUGAAGAAGAGACAAGGGCGACGACAGCAGCAGCAGCAGCAGCAGACGUGGAAGCGUGGAGGAGGCUGGGGGGGGAGAGGAUGGUGAGCCGCAGCCAGGCCAAGUACGAGCUGAUCCAGGAGGUGGGCCGUGGCAGCUACGGCGUGGUGUACGAGGCGGUGGCGCGGAGCUCGGGCGCCCGCGUGGCCGUCAAGAAGAUCCGCUGCCACUCGCCGGAGAACGUGGAGCUGGCGCUGCGUGAGUUCUGGGCACUCAGCAGCAUCCAGAGCCAGCACCCCAAUGUCAUCCACCUGGAGGAGUGUGUGCUGCAAAGGGACGGCCUCGCGCAGCGCAUGAGUCAUGGCUCCAGCUCGUCACUGUAUCUAGAGCUGGUGGAGACGUCGCUAAAGGGUGAGAUUGCCUUCGACCCACAGUGCGCCUACUACCUGUGGUUCGUGAUGGACUUCUGCGACGGCGGUGACAUGAACGCCUACCUGCUGUCGCGCAAGCCCAGUCGCCGCACCAACACCAGCUUCAUGCUCCAGCUGGGCAGCGCUCUGGCCUUCCUGCACCGCAACCAGAUCAUCCACCGUGACCUCAAGCCCGACAACAUCCUCAUCUCGCAGGGUCGCACCCCGGCUGGCUCGCCAGAGCCCACGCUCAAGGUGGCCGACUUCGGCCUGAGCAAGGUGUGCUCGACGUCGGGCCUCAACCCCGAGGAGCCGGCCAGCGUCAACAAGUGCUUCCUGUCCACAGCUUGCGGCACUGACUUCUACAUGGCGCCGGAGGUGUGGGAGGGCCACUACACAGCAAAGGCGGACAUCUUUGCGCUGGGCGUCAUCAUCUGGGCGAUGGUGGAGCGCAUCACCUUCGUAGACGUGGAGACGCAGAAAGAGCUGCUGGGCAGCUACGUGCAGCAGGGGGGCGAGAUCGUGCCGCUGGGCGAGGCGCUGCUCGAGAACCCCAAGAUGGAGCUGCUCAUCCCGGCGCGCAAGAAGAGCAUGAACGCCAGCAUGAAGCAGCUCAUCCGCGAGAUGCUCUCGGCCAACCCCCAGGAGCGGCCCGACGCCUUCGAGCUGGAACUCCGUCUGGUGCGCAUCGCCUGCCGCGAGCUCGACUGGGACACAUGAUGGUGGGCAGGUGCAUGAUGGGAAGGCGAAGGACUACUGAGUGCACACCACACCGCACAGCACAGCCCACUCGACUCCGACCCAGACAUAAACCCUUUAAGGACUUUGGGUUUAGUUUCGACGUUUUUUUUUUCUCUUUUUUUUUCUUUUGUUUGUAAAGAAGUUAAAGCAAUGCGAAGCAACGCCGAACAAAUCAGGACUGGGGACUGGUGACGUUAACCAAGAACAGUUACUUGCACUUGAAGAGUGCAAAAUUCUUUCUCUCUUUUUUUUUGGAUUUUCCUUGUUUUUUUGGUUUGUUUACAAAGACGACAAUAAAACAAAACACAAUCACCCACCAACCACUGGGUGCAGGUAUCUAUGCAUCCUUUUACUAGCUGGUUUGGGGGGGUUUUUUUUGGUAACAUUUUUUUUCUUGUUUUAUAUAUCAAGGGAAAUGUAAGAAAUCUAUUUGUCCUUGACAUUUCUUUCUUGUAGUUAUGUGACCAGAAUAGCGAUGUGUGGCGUUUACCACGGCGACUGUUCCUAAGGUUACCCUGUAAGCACAGUGUUUUCUGCAGGCUUUCAGAUGAGUGCUGGCCGACGCCUUCGCUUUAUCUUACUCUUCAGGAAUUAUCCGCAUCACGUUUUCCACCUCGUCCUCGUCGCUGUCUUGAGGGGGAUUGGAUUGCACCAGCACCCUUCCACUGUUACACCCACCCCUGAAAAAAAAAUCUGUUUGAUCUCGUCGGCACGCCUCGAAGCAUGGGGAUUUAAUUAGCAGAGUUGGAAUGCCGCCUGGCAAAAGCAAACUUCUGACGGGUCCUCCCCUGGCAUCUCUUGUUCCUCUCCUCCUCUCUUCAUCUCUCUCUGCUCUACUGGGAACCUUCCUUAUUUCCUCCCUUGGCCCCCGAGUCUGACAGCCCCCAUUGACUGCACAUGUCUCUGGACAGCCCUGAGGUUUCUUGUUUUCUCUGUCUCCGGUUGGCUCUCACGUCUGGUGCUAACGUCACCUCUGAUGCAACUCCGUAUACACAGGGAAAAAUGCCUCUUUUCUUGACGCACUUGACCAAAAUCUCCACCGCUUACCACAAGCCAAUGGCAUUCAAGUGGUUGGUCUGUGCUAAUCUUCCGUGAUCAUUAUGGGCUGCGAUUUCUGUCCGCCAGUUAGUUUUUACUGGAUGGGUCAUCAUGAUGUAAUUUUACUGUUUUUACUGCUGUUGCCAGACUCUCUUGAAAACAUCUGAUUCUGUAGUCAGGUUGCCAGUGGAGUUUAAACUGUAUUUUCUGUGCUAGGAGUGAGUGUACUGUUAGCAGGCUCCUGACUCUAAAUUGACAUUUUGUUACUAGUUGCAUUAAAGUAAGUAUCAGUGCAAACAGCCAUUAAUACAUGUCUUUAGUCCCUACGUACAAAAAAAAGCACAGAGCAGUAUCUGUGCAGGCAGAAAUAAAAUAUGCUGCUGAUUUUUAUUUCAUUUGAAUUUUUUGUUUGAUUUAAUUUUUACAAAACACCUCUCAUUCUUGGGAUAAUUAAAGGGGUGUGUUAUCACUUCAGAGAGUGGUAGACUUGCAAGAGGCAGUAGAACAACACAAAACCUUUUGAAUUGAUUGGACCGGGGUCAGAUUUUGGCCAGACCUGUUCUAGAGUCUUCCGAAAAGUCCCGUGGGAAGAGAACGUGCGGGACCAGGCCCCCUGCAGUGUAGGCUUUGGAUGUGACCUCGCCUGGACACAGGCUGCUUGGGCUAGUGGAGCAAGUAACCUGCACGCUCUAAUAACUGCUCCACUUUUUGCCGGCUGAAGUGUGUGUGUGUGUGUGUGUGGGUGUGAACAGGGUUAAUCUGUGUCGAGGCUAGCAGGUGUUUGUGACCUGUGCUUUUCCUCUGGCCUUGAGCCAGUCCUGUGAUCUGGGUUGAACCCAUAGAGCGGAGUGACUGAGGGAGGGAGGGAGGGGUGUGGGCGGGGUUGGCUGAGUUUUGUGUCUCUUGAUUUGGACAGAACACAGAUGCAGUGAUGUAAAUGUUUUAACGAAUCGCCUAACGAGAGAAUUUGAGGAAUUUUGCUCCCCUCCACUAAUGUAAUUAAAUUCCCUGAAAGAAAGAUGGGAGAAAAGGGGUUGGCAGGCGUCAUGCUGCUUACUGAAGGGAGCAUAGAAGCCCUUAUUGUUGCCUAAACAUCCACUUCUCGAGUUUCAGGCCCAAGUGUGUUGCCUUGCAGAAGCCCGAAAUUUCUGAACUUGAAUCUGCAAACUUGAAGGAUCGAUCAGUGUGUGUGUGUGUGUGUGUGUGUGUGUGUGUGUGUGGGGGGGUCUGCACUUGAGGGUGAGGGACUUGACAACUUAGCUUAAUUUUGUUUUUCUGCCCACAAUUUUUUUGAUCCUCUUGGUGCACCCAUGGCCUCCUAUUAGACUCUACUGAAAAGUGCUUUUUAGAGACCGUGUACACACGAGAGAGAAGAGAGAGAUGGUCAACUGAGACAGGUGACACACACAGACAUCACAUGUUUCUCACCUUUUUUGAAAGGACUGCACACAAGAUGAGAAACCACCACUGUCCUCACAUUCUUACACACACACACACACACACACAUACCUUUUCAUACACAGCAAACCUCUGGGUGCCGAGGCGUCGUCAAUUUUGGACACUUGAUGCUGCUGAGGUGAAGUUGAUCUCACUGUGUAACCCCCCUCCCCCCUCUCCACACACACACACACACACACACACACACACACAGACACCUUAUGGCACUCGAUCCCACUGGUAAUCCCUUUCGCCACGCUUCUGACAGCUCCACAGUAAGCCUGUUAGGUUGUCACAGCAGCUGGCAAAGACAAGCCCGGGGGGGCAAAAUACCUUUCAGGUCAACAUCUUUUUCUACCAGCUCUACUCUAGUGGGAAUGAGGGGUGGGCCUCUCAAUUCUGUUCAGCAGCAGCAAUAUUUUUUAGUCUGGAAGGAGGGGGAGGUGGGGGAAGGGCAUGUUGUUUCCCAAAAAAAGACACACACACACACCACACUAAUCUCUCAAUAUUUAAUGCAGUAGAUGCAGAUUUCAGGGUCACUUUACUCUUCCUGUUCGUCUUGCCUUGGUGCUCUUGACAAAUGGUCAACACCAGCAAAAGCACAACACCUGCUCUACACACACAAUCCUGGAAUGUUUGCAUGGAGGCUUGCCUUUACAGGAGUGCUGACAGGAUUAACUUGUAAUCUACAAUAGGGCCACAGGAGAGAUGGGUGUACAUCAUGCUUGGAGAACCAAACUGUUGUUUUGCAUUUGCCUUUUUUUCUUUGCUUUAUUUCUCUCUCUCUCUCUUUUUUUGAGGUUAACUGAAUUUAUGCCUUAUUUCUUAAUUCCCUGCCCAUGUAAGCACUUGAUGUAUGGAAAAAAAAAAAAAAACGACUGUGCACUUAGCCUAGAGCAGUGGACCGUAGAAGGAAAUUGUGUUUUUUCUCUCUUUAGCCCGUAAUCUUAUAGGGCAGAUUGUGUUUGAGUAGGUCCACCUUGUUCCGAGCGUACUAAAUGACACGUGUAUAUGAAAGUGCUGUCAGUAUUUAAGUCGGCCUGUCAUACAAGUUGACUUCACGCCCUAUCCCCCCCCCCCCCCCCCUACUUUGCUUCUUUUAAACACUUGUGUGAUUGAACACAGUGGAACUGCACGGUGACGAGGCCAGCCACUAGACUAGACCGAGUAUUCAGUCUCAAAAGUAGGUCAUUAUCAUCUCUUUGCCCCGGAGGCUGCUGGGAGAUGGACGAGGCUGCGGGGAAAGUUGAUGUGAGGACACAUGGGCUGUUUCCGAGAUGGCAUACUGCACACUGCUCGUAUGCUGAUUUUAACAGCAUUUCUGCAUUUCGGAUACAGCCAUGGGGACUCUCUGCACAUCCCCACGAGCUAGAGCCUUUCCAUUAAGUCCUUAUUUAGUAAACCAAUCAGGAUUUUUGGCAAAACCUCAAGCCAUGGUCCUCAAAAUACAUGAUUAUUAAUCUUCAAAAAUGAUUUGCACUUUGAAGAUUCCUAAUCUUUUGUAUUCAUAGACUUUCUGUGGUUUGAUUUGAUCCCAUUUUUGUAUAAACUGUACAGGGGUUGUAUAGAUUGAAGAAAGUGUAAAAGAUGGGGAUUUUUCCCCCCCUCUUUAUUUUGAGGGGUGACAUCAUGGAUUGGACCAUGAUUCAAUCUGACAUUAUUGCUGUGGUGGGUUUGGUUUUCCUGAUUUGUUUUUUGUGUGUGCGCACAGACAACUUUUUACAGUUUUCUUUCCAGUCUUGUAUAAAUGAGUCAAUGAAUUGCCAUUCAGAAUGCGAUGUGGUGUGCCUGUACUGUUGGUAAUUGUCUGUGUCCAUUGGCUGCUUGUUUGUCCUUUACCCCCCCCCCCCAUCCCCCCGGUCCGUCCGUCCGUCCGUCUAUCUCCACCCACUGGAGUGGGCCCAGCCGACUUUUCCACUACCUCCCAGCACUCAGUAGAACUUAACACUGUGGGCAGAAUUGGACCCAGUAGUAUAAACACAGUCAUAAACACACAAAAUCCCAUUACAUGUUUCAGUAGAAGUUGGCUCAGUUCAGUUUUCUGGUUUCAUUAUUUUUCGGUCAUUGGGUCCAAUAGAAGCAGCAGCAGCAGCAGUACCAUGAGCAGUGGAUGACCAAAACCAUCACUGUGUCAGGAAAGUGUCGUGUUGAGUUGUUGAAUGCAUCACCCACUGGCUGCUCAACCAGGAUUGCAUUGGUUAAAAGAUCCCAAUGCUGAGAAGGGGUCUGGUUCUACAUCUGCUGUAUGGAUGUGUAAUGGCUGCAGCCACGACUGCGGGAAUGUAAUGGUCAAGUUGUAAUAUGGUUGAAAAGAAGAAAAAAAAAAACAUUAAAAACUGUCAGACAAAACUUUCUUCUUUUUUUUUUAAAGAAUGGAUUUUCUUUUGGAGUCAGUGUAAAAUAUUUUGAGAAUAAUUGAAAUUUAUCAAAAGCAAUGUUGUAAAUGAAUGUGUAAUUUAUUGUUGCUUUUGCUUUAUAAAUAAAUAAAUAAACAAUCAUGGA